AUGGAUAAAUACGACAAUUCAAAAGGGGUCGGCAAUCAAAAAUCGAUUUACAAGAACCCACUUAAAAUCCGACUUACAGGAUUUGAUAUUGACAAAAAGUCAUUUGAGAUAAACUUUUGGGUGUUUGAUCAUCAUUCAUCAAUGGCGGAAAUGAUUGGUCCGAGGUUAUACUGUUGCUGUAAUUGUCGAAAUCAUGUUGCCCUUCACGAUGAUGUUAUUUCUAAAGCUUUUCAGGGGAGAAAUGGUAGAGCUUUUUUGUUCUCCCAUGCAAUGAAUGUUUCCAUGGGGCCAAAAGAAGACAGACACCUAAUGACGGGUCUCCACACGGUUGCUGAUGUGUACUGCUCUGAUUGUCGUGAGGUGUUGGGAUGGAAAUAUGAACGCGCGUAUGAAGAAUCACAAAAGUACAAGGAAGGAAAAAUCAUUCUUGAGAAGUCCAAAAUUGUGAAAGAGAAUUGGUAGUGAUGAAUUUUAAAUCCCUUUUUCAUAUUCUAUGAAAUGUCUAGUUUGUGUUGAUGCUAUCCAAUAAUAUAUUGUAUUUGAUUGGAAAGUGUUUUCUUUGUUAACCUUGCAUUAAUGGAAGUCUAUGAACAAGUGAACAGCUUUUGUUUUUUUGUUCUUGUAAAUCAAAGGGUGUAAAUGAAAUGAUCUCUCAUCAUUUGGUAUGGUGAUUCUUUUAUGUAUGUAAUCUGUGUUAUUUCUCAACAAAAAAAGAAAC
This is a messenger RNA of Lactuca saligna, 718 nucleotides long. The record is from the annotation of a GenBank genome assembly. NCBI's taxonomy places the organism in Eukaryota, Viridiplantae, Streptophyta, Magnoliopsida, Asterales, Asteraceae.